Molecule: messenger RNA, 357 nt
Organism: Diaporthe amygdali
Lineage: Eukaryota; Fungi; Ascomycota; Sordariomycetes; Diaporthales; Diaporthaceae
Exons: 1
Coding region: 1-357 (118 amino acids)
Source: RefSeq, a predicted model, not a curated record
AUGCAAGACUUGAUAACCCAGAUCGAAGCUUUGAAAUUAGGAGAGAGUGAGGUCCAGGGAGCUGUAGAAUAUUGGAAAGAUCAGCAAAACAAUGCACAGGAGCAGAUAACGAAACUCGAGGAUCGAUACAAUGAAAUGAUCAAAAGACACUUCCUCAUGAGUGUUGACCUCGGCAAUAAAGAGGGCAUAAUUCAAGGCUUGCAAAAAGACAUCAUUGACAGAAGUCAGGUUGCCCACCCUCGCGAGCAUCAGGAACUAUACCAAGUUGUCGUCGGCAAGGAAGGCCGUGUCAUUGAUGAGCAAGAGUGGUUGGAACUAUCCAGUGGAGUGGACACAGCGGGCAAUAGCGAACAAUGA